Messenger RNA from Vicugna pacos (alpaca), 2068 nucleotides. NCBI's taxonomy places the organism in Eukaryota, Metazoa, Chordata, Mammalia, Artiodactyla, Camelidae. The record is from RefSeq and is a predicted model, not a curated record.
UUUACAUGUUUCAGGUCUGCAAGUGCGCCUGCAGGUUCAAGCGCUGCCUCUGGCAGUAACAGGAGACUUCAGCAGACGCAAAAUCAAGUGGAUGAGGUGGUGGACAUCAUGAGAGUCAACGUGGAUAAGGUGCUGGAGAGAGAUCAGAAGCUCUCUGAGUUGGACGACCGUGCAGACGCACUGCAGGCUGGAGCCUCCCAAUUUGAAACGAGUGCUGCCAAGUUGAAGAGAAAAUACUGGUGGAGGAAUUGCAAGAUGUGGGCCAUAGGGAUUGCCAUCGUGGUCAUCAUCGUCAUCAUCAUCAUCGUGUGGAGUGUUUCCUCCUGAAGAGCCUGAGACCCCAGCCUGCUGUUCGAGAAACCUCUUCAACACUCUUGACUUAGAACCUGCUAUAUUCAAGCUCACCUACUGUUAUGUCUAAAAUGAUUAUUUUCUGUUAGUUAAUGUAAAGUUUGAUUUCUAGGAAAUGUGCCUUUGUUGUUUAAUAUGCACUCCAAACUGGAAGUGCAGCCAGCUCGGCCCCCGCUUUGCACGGUGCCUCCCCAGGUUUGCACGUGGGCUGGUGCGGGGGGCUUCUGGACUUCCAGGCUGUUAGAACCUGGACGCAACAUUCUCUGAUUAAUCGCCAUUGAUUCCAGCUAAGGACGUUUGUUCCAAGGUAGCUAUCCUCGUCAUACGACGUUACCCUUAUUUAAGCCUUUGGGUAAUCAGAUUCCAGCGUGUGCCUUCCAGAACGAACACUACUGCCUGCCCCAAAUCUGACUAAAACCGACUGUGCCUUGUUUCGCUGUUUUUCUGAUUCCCCGUAAGAGGACUCUCUCCUGGUCGUAAACACUACUGACGCUCCCGCUGUGUGUAAAAUAAGAUGCUGGGAAGAGGUUUUGCUCUUACAUUAGCUAUGAAGGUGUUUACUUUCUUGUUACUGUUAUGUAUCACUUUCUAAAAAUACUGUUUUAAUCAGAAAUAAUAAUUUCUUUAAAACAUUUUUAUAGAACUGUGGCUAUGACCAAAGUUUCUGUUUUGCCAAAAAGUUAAAUCCGAGUCAAAUGUCAAGUCUGUUCCUAUCAGAUAAAUUCAAAAAAGUGACCAGUAGAACUCAAGGUGCCCUUCAGAAUUAAAAUUGUAACAGUGUGUGUGAACAUCCCAACAGGCCUUUCUUGCCCUUGAAAUGCUAUAGGUCUUGUGACUCUCCUUCCAAUUCCGUGUUUUUCCUGGGGGCUAGAGAACGUCUGAGCUACACUCUGACCGUCUCAUCCUUUGCAGAGUUUCACCCAGCAGUUUGCAGAUUAUCAGCUGUAGAUGCCAGGAUGCUUCUAAUAAUUACGUGAACAACAAUUUUGUAGCCUUCAAGUGAGACCAUCUGUGAACUGGUCAUUUUCUGGCCCAGGCCCCUGGACUAUAGCUUUUUGGAAUUUGUUUCCUAUUUUUGUCCGUAUUCCACAUCCUAAAUCUGUCUUCUCACUUACGCUUUCAAUUAGGCAUUGGUCGGGUGGUUGACUCUUUUCACAGAGGAUGGCUAACCAGAGCCACCGUCUUUCUUUAAUGUCACAGUCUGCAUAAGACGCUGGGCAUAGCUGUUGUCAUCUGAGAGGCUUUGGUUGUGUACGUGAGACAUUCAACACCAGGGUGUGUGAGUUAAGGGCAGGAAUUCAGGUAGGAGUGAAACAGGCAAGGAGGCGCUGAGGGAGAUAGAAGUUAUACUAACGCUCUUGUUCACAUGCUAGUUUAUGGCUUACAAAGCAACAGCAGUUAGGUGCACCGCGACACGGUUCCCUGUCUGUAGUGUCUGUUCCCCGGACGUGAGUGAAGUGAUGGAAAGUUGGAGACAUGCCUCACAGUGUGCCCGGCCCAGACAGGAGCAGCGUCCGCGUCGGGACGCUGGCCCACCCCGGCUCGGGUCCCCAGCCGGGUCUGACUGUAACCUUGGUGCUCUCCCCUCGGCCUCGAUGCUCCGUCCCAUGUAACCCCCUGGUGCCUGCAUUAACCCAGGAAUACUCUGCUUGUAUCUGUGCAUUUAGUUGGGAACUUGCCCACUAUAAUGAACUGAAUAAAGUGUUUGUAAACGUAA